UCUCUCUACCCAUUCACAGAACUGUUUCGUCCGUGUGGUGUCAUGGAGGUAUCAUGGCUGAGGAGACGCGCCUAGUUCGCGUUGAAGAGCGGCUAAAGAUAAAAAUUGGCGAGGCAAAAAAUUUACAAAGCAGAAGCCAUGGAUCUCCCGGCGCAAGAGAUGUCUACUGUGCAUUGUCCCUCGACCAGGAAGAGAUUUUCCGCACUACAACGAUGGAACGGACGCUCAACCCAUUUUUUGGCGAGGAGUUCCAGUUUGAGGUACCUAGAAAGUUCCGUUACCUUAGCAUAUAUGUUUACGAUAGAGACCGGCAUCUAAAACAGGACAAGAUACUUGGGAAAGUGGCAAUAAAACGUGAAGACUUGGCUACCUACCAUAACAAGGAACACUGGUUCCAGCUGAGGCCUGUAGAUGCGGAUUCUGAGGUGCAGGGUAAAGCGCAUCUAGAAUUGGCACUGCAGCCGCAGAUCGGACAGUUCCAUCCAAAGUUAACAGUUAGAAUUAUAGAGUGCAGUGAAUUGACGAUUAAAAACGGGGGCUGUGAUCCGUUCGCAACUGUCACUGUGAUCUACAGUAACGGAAAGCAAAUAUCGAAGCGUACCAAAGUCAAGAAGAAGACAGUAUCACCUCGGUUCAAUGAAACGUUUGUAUUUGAGCCCGAGUUGACUGAAUCCAAGGACAAGGAUGUCUCCCAUUAUUCGAUCGAUGGGGGCGAAGUUGGGGAAGUUAUUGUCGCCGUCUGGCAUGCUUCGUCUGGCAUGGGUGAACAGCCAGCUUUCCUUGGCGAAGUUCGAGUUAUGCUGCGCGGUUUGCAAAAACAACCGACAAGCCCCACAACGGCCUGGUAUUUUCUCCAGCCGAGGUCAGCAAAGCACAGACCGAGCAAGAUUCCCAACAAUUCUACACUGCCGGGGACGAUACCAUGCAUAGGAUCUCUGAGGCUGAAGAUUCACUACACAGCUGACCAUGUCUUCCCUUCCGAGAUGUACAAAAGACUGGAGAGUUUGCUGCUACAGAGUGUUACUGUUCAUCCCAUCACUUCCUCAGCUGUUUACAUACUUGGUGAGAUUGUCGCCAGUAAGAUGGAGGCUGCGCAACCACUUGUUCGUGUCCUUGUGCAUCAUGAACAGCUUGUUUCAGUCAUGAGGGCACUUGCCAGCUACGAGAUUUCCAAACUGACAGAUCCUACGACAAUUUUUCGAGGUAAUACUCUAGUCAGUAAAAUGAUGGACGAAGGAAUGCGGCUGGCUGGACUUCAUUAUUUACAUUGUACUCUUCGACCAGCUAUGGAACAAGUAUUUCUGGAGAGAAAACCUUGCGAAAUAGACCCAACCCGAGUAAAGGAUGCCAACACUAUCCAAGCGAAUUUGGCGAACCUCAAGGAGUACGUUCAACGAGUGUUUACCGCGAUAACAACAUCAGGUGUCCGGUGUCCGCCAUUAAUGUGCGAGAUGUUUUGGAGCCUGCGAGAAUUGGCUGUGACACAUUUUCCCUACAAUAAAGAAGUGAGGUACUCUGUCAUCAGUGGCUUCAUAUUUCUCAGGUUCUUCGCGCCGGCGAUACUUGGACCAAAAUUAUUCGACAUUACCACUGAGCAAAUAGAUUCCCAGACAUAUAGAACGCUGACACUAAUUUCAAAAACGAUUCAAAGCUUAGGAAAUUUGGUUAGCUGUCGAGGUGGGGCAGGCAGUGUUUGUAAAGAAGAAUAUAUGGAGUGUGUGUACAGGGAAUUUUAUACAGAGAAUCACAUUCAGGCUGUGAAACAAUUCUUAGAACUGAUAUCAACUAGCAGUGGAAGUGGAACUAUCAAAGAGAGACCCGCAGCUUUCCAGGAAGAGCCUGUGGUACUGAAGGAAGGAAUAUAUUCUCUUUUUGUGCCUACGGCUGACUGUGGCAAGAGAGUUAUGAUCAAAAGAGCGCAGGGCAGAAAGAGAUUUGGGAGGAAAAACUUCAAGCAAAGAUAUUUCAGACUGACUACACAAGAUUUGACUUAUUCCAAGAACAAAGGAAAGGAACCGCUAUGUAAAAUACCAUUAAGAGAAAUUCUUGCUGUAGAAAGACUUCAUGAGGAUUCAUUCAAGAUGAAAAAUAUGUUCCAAAUCGUCCAAAAACAAAGAGCGUUGUAUGUUCAAGCCAGUAAUUGCGUUGAAGAAAAAGAAUGGAUUGAUAUUCUUACAAAAAUUUGUCAGACGAAUAGUAAUAGACUAGAAAAAUACCAUCCGAGUGCCUACAUCAACGGACAUUGGCUGUGUUGUCGAGCAGCACUUGUAAGUGCUCCGGGCUGCAGCGAAGUUUCACCUGGGCUAGAGGCUGGUUUGAAAAUGUCGUUGGAUCCAGACCGUGAUUUGCAGAGGAUUCACUCUCUGAUUUUCACAAAUAUGCCGCGCCUCGAAACCUUAAUAAGUGCCUGUGAAUGCCAAGCUGUUUAUGGGGCAAACAAAGUCUGCGUAUUACCAGGAGAUGGACCGCCUAUAGAGGAUGUUCCAUCCUGCUUCAAGACCCUUGCCUCACUUCGAGAAAUUGCUUUCACCCUGCAACAGGAGCAUCGAGCUUAUUCAAGGAAAUUGGCACGUGAAACAAAAUAUGGAAGCAAACAAGCUCCAAUCGGGGAUGACAAUUAUCUCCACUUGGCUGCAGGGCCAGGCUUAGAUGCAUCGUUGGCAAAGUGUGCAUACGAGGCCGAGAGUCCGGGUCGCGGGCACACAGAUGGGAGUGUAACAUCACGGAGGAUCGAGGAUUCACAAAGAAAAUGUGUGGACUCUGUGGACGGUCGAUACGAAAUCAAUGACGGAUGGUUGAGGCAUUGUGAAGCAAACAAUACCAGCAGAAUAAGAGGCAUUGAAACCGAUCUCAUUCGAUUUGACAACAGCUUGACGAAGCACGGAACUCUUCGAUCGGAGAAACUGGCGGAGAGGAAUGGAAACGAGAAUUUGGAGAAUCCAUGGAAUCACAGAAGGCUGCAGGACACGUCGAGCCUUUUGAAAAUGGAUGGCAUUAGUUUGUCAGGAAGUUUGUCGCGAAAACUCAGCAAUUAUGACAACACUAGGAAAUUGGACGAGGGCACUUUGACUAGGCGCAUCAAGGACGACGCGUCCGAUAUUUCUUCAAAUUCAAUGAGUGGUCGUGAAGAUGACAUCGGAACUCCCCCACCGAAUCUUGUGAGUCCAUCCGCAGAUCCAACUGCAGAAAACUUAACAAUCCACGUGCAUAAAGAGGGAGGAACUGGAGGGCACUGGUGCGCCAGGAUAAUAUUUUUCUCACUGCUCGCCAUUCUCGUAGGAUUAAUCGGUGUUAUUCUAAUCGAGCACAGAGGAGCUGCUGAUGUCGAUACGCCAAUCACUGAAUCGCGAUGGGCAACUGUGUUCGAUGGCUGGAUUGAUGACGUCCAAGUUUCACAUGACAAACCAAAACCUGUUACUAAAGACAACAGUCACAAUGACCCAGAGCCAACAGAUGAAGCGAGUGAGGAAGCUUCGGAUGAGGCAGAUCCCCAAGAGAACGAAGCUCCUGGAGAGAGUAAGGAAGAAGACACAGGCGAGGAUGUGUCUAAUGGGAACAACGAAACUGAGGGAGACGACGAUGAACAAGAAUUAGAUUCUUAUCAAGAGCCAGGUGAAAGCGAAGAAGAGCAAGCUUCCAUUGAACGUGACAACAAAAAUCUCUCUGAGGAAAAUGAGCAAGAGGACAGUAAAGAAGUGGAAAACAACUAUAGCGAAGAAAACUUUCAGCAAGCGGAUACUGAAAAUGACGAUGACGGUGAGGAUGACGAUGACGAUGAUGGAAAUGAUGAAAACGCAGCAUUGGAAGAAGUAGAGGAAAAUACAAGUGGAGAAGAACUUCAGCCGAUAGAGAGCAAAGAAGAUGACUUAAUAAAUGAUUCUGACAAUGAACUUGCUACCAGCAUAGAAGGCGUUGAUGCAACGGAAGGAAAGUUUAAUGGCGACGAUGAUAAAACAGACGAUGACGAUGUGUCUUCCGAAUUCUUAGGAAUACCGGGAGUUAACGAAAUCGACGAAGACAGUGCUGAACCUUUGGAAGAAGUAGACGACGAAGAACCAGAAGAAAUUCCGAACGAGCUGGAGAUUGAACCAGUGGUUGAAGAAGUCGAGGAAGAAUCUAGCAGUGUGGCAGUCAAGUUUGGAGUUGGCGUUGCACUAGUUGUGGCAGCGCAUUUCGUUCUCGUUAGACGAUGGAAUAAUGACGAAAACAACGCCUCGCGAGGGGUGAUCGAAGGUAGAGAAACGCCAGAUUUGUCAAGGCGGAACACGAUUGUUCCUCCACCGCGGCCCCAGCAGAUAAUUCCGACACUCGAUCCGGAAGAAGGUAAAGAAUACGAGGUGAUAAAGGCGGAGAAUUAUGAGAGCCUGAGGAGCAAGUAUAAAAAGCUUGAAACUGACGACGAAGAGCGAUUGAUUCAAACAACGAAGCGAGCGGAUGACGGAAGAGAUGAAGAGGCAUUUGACACCUCGGACGGUGAGCGAAUAUCGGUUACAGAAGAUGACGAAGAGGAAGAAGUGGAGGAGGAGGAAGAUGAGGAGGAAGAGGAAGAAAACGAAGAGGAAGAAGAAGAGGAUGGUAUCGACGACAGCGAUCUAGUAGCCAAGCUGGAAGCCAAAUAUGGGAAACUUCGCACACCGCCAGACAGUGAAGAGGACGAAGAUGAGGAAGAAGAAGAUGAAGAAGAGAAUGAGGACGAGGAUGACAACGAAGAUGACGAAGAUAUACAAGGCUGGAAACGAAUAAAGCCGAUUCGGGCAGCCCCAACGACCUCCUCUGCUGAACGCAAAUCGGAAUCUCGACCUGUUUCGUCUCGAGAAAAACCUGCAACAAAUCCAGGCGGUGCUAGAGACUACGAACAUCACGAUAUUACAAACUCGGAAGAUGUGCUUAUUCGUGAAGAACUUGACGUAGUUCAAGGCGAGACAGCAGAAAAACGGUUCGGGUAUUUCACCAACUUGGUGUCGAUUCAUCCUGCCUCACCCAGAGUGCGAUACGAGCUGGCUCGAAGUCUGGACAACUUGGCAGAGGAAAAAAAGGACAAUACAUAUCUGAGGAAAGCUAUCGCUGCGUAUGAAAAAGUUCUGGAAUUGGGAACUCGGGUACCACCAAAACUUUUCCGAAUCGUUGGAGAGCGAUGCAUCGACAGACUCAGGUUCAGCGGGCAAUACAGUGGAGCUGAAAAAGUCCACAAGAAUUUGAUAUCAAGAUUCUCCGACGAACCCCGCUUGAGGAAUCAGUUGGCCGUCACUUACCUCAUACAGAAUAAAUUAUCGGAAGCUAGAAAAGUUUUGCAAGAAACACUGGGCCGGUGGCCAAACGACGGGUUUGCUUUGGUACAUUAUGGUUUUAUUUUAAAAACUGGGGACGGAAAUAUGGUCGAUGCUAUUAUGUACCUGAAAGCUGGUAUAGAGACUGGCGAUGAGGGUACCAUCGAUGGUAGAUUUUUCUUCCAUCUUGGCGACGCUCUAGUCAGAUUAGGCAGAACCGAAGAAGCCCAGAAGAUUUACCAAAGUGGUGCAAAAAACGGACUGUUCCCGUCUGUCAGUCAGCGAUCUCUUUACAAUGUCAAUCAUUUGACGGCUCGUCCUUGGUGGACGCUGGAGGAAACUGGUUACAAAGAGUUUUUUGUCACUCUUGAAAAUAAUUGGCAGAUUAUCAGAGCUGAAGGAUUAGGAGCACUGGACAAAAAUGGACAUUUUAAAAACGAAGCUGAAAAUUUGAGAGACAAAGGCAAAUGGCAGCAAUUCGAAUUAUAUGUUAGAGGUCGCCAAAUAUCAGCCCACUGUACUAAGACGCCGAGAACUUGUUCUUUGAUAGAAGGAUUCCCUGCAGCGGCAGGUUGUCGCAGAGGACAAAUAAAGUUCUCUGUUAUGUACCCUGGAACACAUGUUUGGCCUCAUUGUGGGCCUACAAAUUGCCGCUUGAGAGCUCAUCUGGGUCUUUCGGGGACCGAGGGGACAUUUAUAAGGGUUGGAAACGAGACGAGGACCUGGCGAGAGGGGAGCGUAAUGAUCUUCGAUGACAGUUUCGAACACGAAGUUUGGCACAAUGGAACUUUUACUAGGCUGGUGCUCAUAGUUGACGUAUGGCAUCCGGAAUUGAAAGAAAGUGAGAGACAUGCUUUACCCGCGAUAUGAAAAUCGGAAGGGAUUACAGCCAGAUUAAUUAUAAGAAAAACUAAUUGGGAUUCGAAAUAUCCAAACAUAUCAUUUAACAGCAGAAAGGUAGAUGCUUAUCGUCUCGCAUUUCGUUAUGAAAUUAGUUUUUCAACGUAUAUGUCAUUCUCUAGCUACUCAACGCCAACCAAAGGUUUAAUCUCUUGUGUAGUCUUCUGUUCCAUUAUAUUCGUAUAAUUUAACGGAAACCUAUCUUUCUAAAGCUACGCCCGUACUUUGGGUUUCAAAAUUGAUGUCUUCUGUAGGUUUUUAACAUCAGAUCACUAGUGUAAUAAUAUUACUACGUAAGUGUAGAUCGUGCAAGAUUCACUUGCAUGUGUGUGCAUGUGUGUGUGGGUCUGUGUGUGGGUAUAUCUAAUGAUAUGAAACAAAAAAACAAAUCGGAAAGUUUGCUUAGAAUCUCCACAACUUGUUUGGAAAAUAAGAAUUUCAGCUGUACACGCGCAAAUGCCUUUAUGCAUGUAUAAAAUUAUGAUAAACUUAACGAAUGGAAAA
Messenger RNA from Neodiprion fabricii, 6671 nucleotides. RefSeq lists its product as uncharacterized. NCBI's taxonomy places the organism in Eukaryota, Metazoa, Arthropoda, Insecta, Hymenoptera, Diprionidae. Gene Ontology annotation, cellular component: endoplasmic reticulum. Gene Ontology annotation, molecular function: protein binding; peptidyl-aspartic acid 3-dioxygenase activity. Gene Ontology annotation, biological process: peptidyl-aspartic acid hydroxylation; regulation of GTPase activity; intracellular signal transduction. Bases 54 to 6137 code for a protein of 2027 amino acids. The transcript is spliced from 29 exons. The record is from RefSeq and is a predicted model, not a curated record.